UGACGACGAAGUUACGACAUCACAGACCCUUGAUUGAGGAAGAGGACGCUUCGGCAUUGAAACUCGGAGCUGGGUUCAACAAUGCUGGUUGUUUACUCAUCUCUGAAGUGAAGUACCUGCUGGAGAAUCGGGACAAGGACGCGCCAGACACUGCGGUGUAUAACAAAACACUGGAAUACGUGAAGACGUUCGCGAAGUUCAACACGACCGACUCGGCCAGUGCUGUUCGAGAGACCCUCCGACGAGAACCCAACCUCACGCAGUUCGAGACCGCUCAAAUCGCGAACCUCUGUCCAGCAGAUGCUGAGGAAGCAAAGAGUAUCAUUCCGAGGCUCGUGAAAAUCGACGAUGACCGCCUCCAAGCCCUCCUCGACGAAAUCCAGACGAUGAGGAAGUUCCAGACAUGAU
This is a messenger RNA of Cyclocybe aegerita, 408 nucleotides long. Lineage: Eukaryota; Fungi; Basidiomycota; Agaricomycetes; Agaricales; Hemipholiotaceae. The record is from the annotation of a GenBank genome assembly.